Messenger RNA from Trichomycterus rosablanca, 947 nucleotides. RefSeq names its product F-box and leucine-rich repeat protein 22 (gene fbxl22). The transcript is spliced from 2 exons. Gene Ontology annotation, biological process: SCF-dependent proteasomal ubiquitin-dependent protein catabolic process. Gene Ontology annotation, cellular component: SCF ubiquitin ligase complex. The record is from RefSeq and is a predicted model, not a curated record. Lineage: Eukaryota; Metazoa; Chordata; Actinopteri; Siluriformes; Trichomycteridae. Gene Ontology annotation, molecular function: protein binding. The coding region runs from base 13 to 696 and encodes 227 amino acids.
AUUUUCUUUACAAUGAAUAUUACCGAUCUUAAUCAAGAGUGCUUGCUACAUCUUUUCUCAUUCUUGGAUAAACACAGUCGCUGGAACCUUUCUCUUACCUGUUUACGUCUUCGAGAGGCGUUCCUGGACCCUCAGCUGUGGUCUUUGCUUAACUUUUUCUCCCCUUGUGAACUGAGGAGGAAUAAUUUCAUUCUAGGCCCAUGUCUGAGAUAUCUGAAUAUAUGCUGGCAUUCCAGCAGGGUCAAAGUGUGUAACAUUGAAGACUGGAUGAAGACAACAUUUCAGAGAGACCUGUGCAGCAAGCAUGAAAGUCUGGUCAGUCAUUUUCUGGAGCGAGUCUGCUACACGUGUCCAAACUUGGUGUCCCUCACCCUGUCUGGUUGUGGACACAUCACAGACAGUGACAUUAUCAAUGUGCUGAAGAACUGCAAACGUCUCCAGCGACUGUGUUUAGAGAAUUGCUGUCGUGUGACAGAUGCUGUUCUACAGGCAGUGGUUACAUAUGGAGGCUGUCUGCAGGAGGUGAGGGUGGAUUUCUGCAGAAAUGUCACACACAAAGGACUGCAGGUCAUUAGAGAGAAAAGGCCUGAUGUACGACUGGGUGCUGAGCGAAGUGCCGAAAUGAUUCCAGACACUCAACCAGAGGAGAAACUGCACAUCCGGAGGGCACUGCAGAAAAUCCUUAUAUUUUCCUGACGAGCAAGAGCUGACUGAAUGUUUUGAAGAUGAGCUAAAGAAAAGCAUUAUUAAAUCUGUAAUGUUAACAUCAUUUUAACACAACCUUUUAAGCUACUGGAUGAUAAGGUGGCACCAGGGUCUGGGGAUCUGGCUUUGAUUAUCACCCCUAGUUAUUGUCCCAUUUUUUCCAGAGUUCCUCCCAGAUUUGUCUAGAAUUUUGGCUUUAAAACUCUUUUUUUUUUUUUUUAUUGUGGGUUUUCUGUAAAUCC